AUGGGCCUGACCGAUACAAACGCGUCCGUCAUGACAUCUCCCAGUUGGCGAUAUUGUCUCCACAUUGCAUACUAUGGAACCGAUUUCAUUGGCUGGCAACGACAGCAUCAAGAGGUGAAGAGCAGCUCGGGGCUCGACAGUGUUCAGGAAGUCGUGGAGGCUGCAGUCACGGAGACGUUAGGAGCCCCACAGCGCGUGAACGUCACUGGAGUCAGUCGGACGGAUGCAGGGACUCAUGCUCUAUAUCAAAUGGGGUUCAUCCGACUUGCUUCAGAACUGCCCAUGUCGUUGCAACAAUUGAAAGAUCGAGUGAAUGCCAGAUUGGGACAUGGUCAAGUCGUGGUGCUGGGUGUGACGAUCCCGACGACGGGGCCCGCGCGGAUCCGGUCACGCUACAAGAAGUACAUUUACUAUUUGCAGCAAGGACAUCGACCAGAUCUUGAGCUGGGCAAGUACUCGUGGUUUCUUGGUAGAAGACUGGACAUUCAGCGGAUACGAGACGCGCUAGAAUUUUUGGAGGGCACGCAUGACUUCCGACCAUUCUCCCAGGGACUUCAGAGACCGCAGUUCAAGGAUAUGGCAACCUCGCGCACGAUCAUAUCGGCCAAAGUCAUCGUUCGACGAAACGUGAACUUUUCCCUUGAUCCCGCAGUGUGCGGUAGUGGUGACAUCAUCGACGCGAAAGACAUGUACCAAGACUUUCAUUCAAACGUAGGCACCGUCGACACACACCCUUGGAAUGAGAACAAGGCUGCUGCAGUCAAUGGGCUUGAGAAGCAGAAGACCAAGUAUGCUAAAGGAGUCGUGCCCGUGCACUUUGUCUGCAUUGAGCUGGUUGCCAAUGGUUUUCUACGACACAUGGUACGACGCAUCAUUGGAACGUUGCGGCCAAUUGGUGAGGGUACCCAGCCAGCUUGCCGCAUGCAGCAGGUAUUGACAGGUGAAGUCCCGCCUGGUCCGUCGGCGCCAGCUAAAGCUCUUUGGCUGCAUCGCACUUGGCUCACGCAGGAGCAGUAUGACUCAGAUCACAUGGCUGAAGAGUAG
This is a messenger RNA of Peronospora matthiolae, 1044 nucleotides long. The record is from the annotation of a GenBank genome assembly. NCBI's taxonomy places the organism in Eukaryota, Oomycota, Peronosporomycetes, Peronosporales, Peronosporaceae.